UUGUAUACUUCAUGGCACUCCACAUGUUGGGUUUCUCGUGGUCUUCUUAUUAAAGUGCUUUUUCGUUUGGACUGUUCUUCGUCUGUGUUCUCUGGAGACAUUCCCGUGACAAGAACUUUACAAAGCAUUUUGUGUUGUGAUGAGAAUAAAAACGGCACAUUCCCUCAUGGUUUCAGUUAGUUUUAAUGACUUCCUUCACGUUGGAAAUAGUCACAAGAGUCGCUUCAUGACACAUCACGUGAUCCCAGACACAAAGACGGAGUCAAAUAGUCCUCUGCUUCUCAAUCCAUCACAUACACUACAUCACAUCCAUAGUAAAGGUUUUAGCAAAGAAAAUGAAGCCAUUCCUUGUGGGUCUGUUGGCCCUCGUGCUGCCCAUCACAAAUGCCCAGGUGCCCCACUGGGGUCCAUGCCCAGAACCUGCUGCCCAACCUGCCUUCAACCUACCGAAGUUCAUGGGGAGAUGGUUUGAGAUCGCCAAACUUCCAGCUCAGUUUGAACGAGGGCGAUGCAUUGAGACCAACUUCACUCUCACGCUGGACGGAUCUGCUCGAGUCGUGAGCUCUGAGAUUCUAAAGGGAGACGUUAAAAGAAUCGAGGGAACAGCAGUGGUGGAAGACAAAAAAAAUCCAGCAAAGCUUGGAGUCAGUUUUUCUUAUGUGUUGCCGUACACUCCAUACUGGAUUCUGUCCACCGACUACGAGAACUCGGCACUGGUGUAUUCCUGCACCGACGUCUUGAGAUUGUUUCACGUGGACUUUGCUUGGAUUCUGGGCCGCACCCGUUCACUGCCCGCUGCCACCGUUGAGCACGGCAAGGAGGUUUUUACCAAUAACAACAUCGAUGUGAGUCGGAUGAUCCUGAGCAGACAGCAGGACUGUGACUAAUGACAUGUUUCUGUGGACUAAUAUAAGAUCAUCACGUUCUUAUUAAUAGCAAACACUGCAUCUGUUUCAUGAAAUGGACAUUGAAAUUGAAAGCACAAGUUUCCAAUGUACUCCAAUAAAUGGCUAAUCAAAACCACAUGAACCUUGUUGCUCUCAUUGCCUCAUUUCUUAAGACAUUCUCACCCCACUUAUACAGUAUCACGAAGACAAUAGCAGGACUAUGACUAUAAUUUCUCACGUACAGUAUCACCAUAUAGCAUGACUAGAUCACUUCUUGUUAAGAAACUUUAAAAGGAUAUAUACAGAAACCACGGAGUUAAAUUGAAUACUUAAGACUUUCCCUACAUUAAGACCCCGUUGCCGCUUCAAGUUUUAAUCGGGUAACAUUGGCGCCACUAAAGGGCUGAUUCACCCCAAAAUGAACAGUCAUUUACUCAC
Triplophysa rosa is the source of this 1325-nucleotide messenger RNA. It is a transcript of the gene apoda.1, whose product is annotated as apolipoprotein Da, duplicate 1. Gene Ontology annotation, biological process: lipid transport; tissue regeneration; brain development. Gene Ontology annotation, molecular function: lipid binding. Lineage: Eukaryota; Metazoa; Chordata; Actinopteri; Cypriniformes; Nemacheilidae. The record is from RefSeq and is a predicted model, not a curated record. The transcript has 6 exons. Bases 336 to 887 code for a protein of 183 amino acids.